Myxocyprinus asiaticus (Chinese sucker) is the source of this 901-nucleotide messenger RNA. Its product is annotated as protein C19orf12 homolog. The transcript is spliced from 3 exons. Lineage: Eukaryota; Metazoa; Chordata; Actinopteri; Cypriniformes; Catostomidae. The coding region runs from base 170 to 595 and encodes 141 amino acids. The record is from RefSeq and is a predicted model, not a curated record.
CUUCACACUUCGGACAGAAAGCAUGACAAAGCGUUUGUUGGUUUGAUGUGCUAACUUUUGGUUUGAUUUUUUGUCUGCCGAAUUUUGGAACAUCCGAUGUCACAACUUUUAUUCUGUUGAUAGGAAUUCUAACGGCUGAAUUUGAAGGGUAUACUGUGAUAUUUCCAAGAUGCCACCACGCGUCGAUGACAUAAUGAAACUAUGUUGCGAACUAUCUGCAAAUCAGCAAGUGAAGACAACAGUGAAGCAGUCUGGUAAAGGGGCAGCGGCAGCCGGUGGUCUUGCUUUUGCAGGAGGAUUAAUAGGAGGUCCUCUGGGCAUUGCAGUGGGUGGGGCUGUUGGAGGUCUGCUUGGCUGCUGGAUGACAAGUGGACAGUUUAAACCUCUCCCCCAGGUUAUCAUGGAACUGACACCAGACCAGCAGCGCAGGCUUUAUGAGGAUGUUAUGGGCAUUUUAGACUCAAUAACAUGGACUGAUGUUGCACAGCUGACUGCCCUUGUAAUGGGAAAUGCCACACUCCAGCAGCAGGUGACUGCUACCCUUCUUAGCUAUAUUCAAAGGGAGCUUCAAGCGGAGGUGCACUAUGUAGAUUGACACCAUCUUUUUGUCAACAUUUUAAAAUCGUGUAAUCAGAUGUUGUUGAUUGAAGGCUUGAGUACUGUAAUUGUAAUUGGCAGAUGAAAUUUUAUAUAUGAAGUUGACAAGGAAUGCAUAUUUUUCUUGAAAAUAAUUUCCUUGGAUAAUGUGUGGUUUGUUUUCAGGGCAUAUCAUGAUUAAUAACUAUUUAAUGGUGGUUUGGGGUGUAUCUCUUUAAGGACGCAGUUUACAGUUUUGAACAAAUGUGACUAUGAUAUUGUUGAAAUUUAUUUAAUGAUUAAAAUAUUAUUAUUAUUUUUUUUA